GUGUUUUCAGUUUUGCUGUGGUUACAAGAGGCUAUUGCUCUGCUGUCCUUGGCUUAUUUCGUGGUCGUCAGUCAGGCGCGUCAUAUCGUGGCAACCGUGGCUCCUUUUCCACUGUGAAGGAUAAUGUUGGCAACAAUCACAUUAGCAAUUUCUCUGCUAGUAGUCGGAACAAAUACUUACGUGGCUCUUGCAGUUACACCCAAGGCUGUGUACUACCAUUCAAUUGGAACUAUCAGCUCAAGCAUCUCAAGCACUUUUGCUGCUCGUGAUGGAGUUUCUAAAGUGAGGUGUUUUGCUAUGUGCACAGAAAUGAACUGCUUGAUAGUGGGCUAUGGAGUUCUGAAUGAUGGCACCCAGCACUGCCGCAUUCUAAGCGGAGCGGCUGUUCCCACGAGCAUUUAUGUUCCUUUGCAGGUUGUAUCCAGCUUUCUGACAAUAUAUGUCCCAACCAACUCUACCCUGAUCUUUGUCCAGAAGCCAUAUGCACUGCUCAUAAAGCUCACAAAUUCUGCUUAUUGGUCGACAACAAGAGACACCUGCAGAAAUAUGGGGCUCGGGUUAUACAGCCCAGCGUCCACUUCAGAAAUACAGGGACUGGCCAGUACAUACAAUUCUUACUGGAUAGGGACAAGUGACGUUGCCGUGGAGGGCACCUACAGGUCUGAGGAUGGCUCCACUAUCCCUGUUCCUGGACCCCUCUGGUGCUCUGGCGAGCCAAACAACGGUAAUUCAGUCGAAGACUGCAUACAUACAAUUCCCUCUAAUUGCCUUAAUGAUGCGCCUUGCUCUAUGAAUAAGCUCGGAUUCUGUAUUGUGGGAAAAUGAAGUUGAGCAAACACGUAGCAUCACCAAACAACCUUGAUAACGACCCUCUCGAGUUUGCCAAAGAAAAUACCGACGUUGGUUUCUAACCCGGUAGUUUUAUUGUUUUUGAGAAGUACCAUAAAAAAAAUUUCAGACAACCACGGUGAAAAAUCGCAAAAAGUUGUCAUUCAAAGGAAAUACAAGAUGUAUGACGUCAAUAUACAUGAUCCACUAGUUGUAUUUUAUUUUAGUAUGGUAUUGGGAUAAAUGAUGAAGUUCCAGUAGGACACAAAGAAACGUAAGCUAUUUGAACUGUUGAUUACAACAUACAAAUGUUUAUUGUACUUUGUAAUCAAGGAGUCAUAAUUGGAAAUGUCAAACAAGAUUUAUAUUUUUUCGUUCUACUGUAACCAAAUUACCUGUCGCAAUGCUGCUGUCCCCGUAGAGGGGUAAUGCUGUCAGUGCACUAUAGGAAUUACUAAAGGUUGUUUCAGGGUCCCUUUCACCCCUACCUACACUAAAUUAUUUAACCUUUUACUUUACUUCCCUUCCCGCUUUCUUCUUUCAUCCUUGUUGUCCAUCAACUAACUCCAGUUCCCUCUUUUCACUGGCUUUAGCGCUGAAUGGCUGAAAGUGCCCAAGUGCGUGGAUAUACUAUAGCCAAAUUUUCAUAAAUUAGCACCAACGCUGCUGAACGAUGUAAUCAGUGACUCAGUCAACGUGAUCAAACACGGGUUUUUGAAAAGUGCCUUUGCGUGCCUUCUACGUCCGUAUCAUACUCAGAAGAACAAGGUUUCACAAUGAGGUUGUCUUAGUUUCAUUGAAUUUAUAUGGGCUAAGUUUGCCAUUCUUUUCCAUUGGUUUCGUUACAUUACUCACAUUCUCUUUCGGCCCAUGUGAAAGAUCUGUAGAUUUAUGUUUCAAUAGUUCAAUGUUGAAUAGUAUGGAAUUAAACUACACAGCAAUUCUGAGAAAAGACAGAAUCCUUCUCAUUAGGAAUUACUGAUAAUUAGAUUAUUAUCAGGAAAUUGAUAUGAAAAACACAUAAUUAAUAUCACAUCACUCAUUCAUCCACAAAGAUAUUUUAUGCAUAUCUUAAACAAACACGCACACGC
Molecule: messenger RNA, 1919 nt
Organism: Macrobrachium nipponense
Lineage: Eukaryota; Metazoa; Arthropoda; Malacostraca; Decapoda; Palaemonidae
Exons: 4
Coding region: 124-825 (233 amino acids)
Source: RefSeq, a predicted model, not a curated record